Molecule: messenger RNA, 740 nt
Organism: Galendromus occidentalis (western predatory mite)
Lineage: Eukaryota; Metazoa; Arthropoda; Arachnida; Mesostigmata; Phytoseiidae
Product: sodium-dependent glucose transporter 1-like
Exons: 4
Molecular function (GO): D-glucose transmembrane transporter activity
Source: RefSeq, a predicted model, not a curated record
GUUCCUACGUAGCGAUAGCGAAUCUCUGGGAGAAUCCCAAUUUCCCUCUGCAACUUCACAUGUUGGGCUACGGCUUCGCAGUUUUCGUCGUUCCUUUCAUUUCUGAGCCGUUUCUGAGUAAGAGCAACCCCCUAGAUGCUGGCAAACUCCAACAGGCAUCGGUUUCCCGUAUUUACAUUCCCCAUGCCGGAAUCGGCGCGUUGUGCGUUCUACUAGGCAUUGCGCUAGCCAUAACUACUGCCUUGGUACCAUACCCGCCGAAACCGACGAUUGCCGAAAAAACCGACGCCGACACGUCUCCGAAAGAGCGUGAUAAGGUUUUUGAAACGACGCUAGUGAUCCUGUUGGCUGUGAUGUCAUUGUUCUGUGUGAGCCUGGAGAUGACCUUCACGGGGAUGAUCUCAUCGUUCGUUAUCCGAUCGGAUCUUCAUCUCACCAAAUCCGAUGGGGCGUAUCUCGGGGGCGCAUUCCGUGCGACGUUCUUCGUGGGGCGAAUUAUCAUCCUGAUCUUGCACAAGCUCCCGCUCACCCUCGUCAUUGUGUUCAACCUGGUUUCCGCCUUGGUAUCGUCGUUGAUUUUCGUGUUCUUCGUCCUGAGUUCGCCCUACGUGGUGUGGGUCGUGAACGCUGGACUCGGACUGGGUCUCUGCGCGAUCUUCGGUACCGACAUCGCUUGGGUCUGCCAAUACGUGACUCUGAAGCAUUGGCAUAUGGCAGCCUCCAUGGUCGUACAUUCCUGA